Molecule: messenger RNA, 7202 nt
Organism: Grammomys surdaster
Lineage: Eukaryota; Metazoa; Chordata; Mammalia; Rodentia; Muridae
Gene: Ptpn13
Product: protein tyrosine phosphatase non-receptor type 13
Exons: 44
Coding region: 1-6633 (2210 amino acids)
Biological process (GO): peptidyl-tyrosine dephosphorylation
Cellular component (GO): cytoplasm; cytoskeleton; nucleus
Molecular function (GO): protein tyrosine phosphatase activity; phosphatidylinositol 3-kinase regulatory subunit binding
Source: RefSeq, a predicted model, not a curated record
AUGCAUGUGUCUUUGGCAGAGGCCCUGGAGGUUCGGGGUGGACCUCUCCAGGAGGAGGAAAUCUGGGCUGUAUUAAAUCAGAGUGCUGAAAGCCUGCAGGAAGUAUUCAGAAGAGUGAGCAUCGCUGACCCUGCUGCGCUUGGCUUCAUCAUCUCUCCAUGGUCGCUACUGUUGCUGCCGUCUGGCAGUGUGUCCUUUACAGAUGAAAACGUCUCCAAUCAGGACCUUCGAGCGUUCACCGCACCGGAGGUUCUUCAGAGCCAUUCACUGACUUCGCUCUCAGAUGUAGAAAAGAUCCAUAUUUAUUCUCUUGGAAUGACACUGUACUGGGGGGCUGACCAUGGAGUACCUCAAAGCCAGCCCAUCAAGCUGGGAGAUCAUCUCAAUAGCAUUCUGCUGGGCAUGUGUGAGGAUGUUAUUUAUGCUCGGGUGUCGGUUCGGACCGUCCUGGAUGCCUGCAGUGCCCACAUCAGGAACAGUAAUUGUGCGCCUUCAUUUUCCUAUGUGAAACAGUUGGUAAAGCUGGUUCUGGGAAAUAUUUCUGGGACGGAUCCACUUUCCCGUAGCAGUGAACAAAAGCCUGACCGGAACCAGGCUAUUCGAGACCGACUGAGAGGAAAAGGAUUGCCCACAGGAAGAAGCUCCACUUCUGAUGUACUAGACACACACAAGGCCCCGCUCUCUCAGCAGACCUUUCUUAACAGAGGGCUUAGUAAGUCUAUGGGAUUUCUGUCCGUCAGAGACACACAAGAUGAGGAAGAGUAUUUCAAGGAUACUCCAUCUGAUAAUAAUUCCAGACAUGAAGAUUCUGAGACUUUCUCUUCCCCUUACCAGUUCAAAACUAGUAGUCCACAAAUUGAUGUACUAUCUAAGAAGAAGACCUGGGCUUCGUCCAUGGACUUGCUUUGUGUGGCUGACAGAGACGUUUCUGUAGAGACUGGCAGGUACCAACACUGUGACCCUGAGACAGUGACGGGACGGACGUCGACCACUCCUAGAAAAAAGGAAGGAAGGUACUCUGACGGAAGCAUUGCCUUGGAUGUCUUCGGCCCUCAGAAAGUGGAACCAGUGAUCCACACCCGAGAGCUGCCGGCCUCCUCUGCGGUAUCAAGUGCUUUGGACCGAAUUCGAGAGAGACAAAAGAAACUUCAGGUUCUGAGAGAAGCCAUGAAUGUAGAAGAGCCAGUCCGAAGAUACAAAACCUACCACAGCGAUAUCUUUAGUACUUCCAGUGAAAGCCCAUCUAUUAUUUCCUCAGAAUCAGACUUCAGACAAGUGAGAAAAAGUGAAGCUUCCAAGAGGUUUGAAUCCAGCAGUGGUCUUCCGGGAGUAGAUGAAACUGGCCAAUCACGACCAAGACAAUAUGAGACAUCCCUUGAAGGCAACUUGAUCAAUCAGGAGAUGAUGCUAAAGCGACAAGAGGAAGAAAUGAUGCAGCUGCAAGCCAGGAUGGCUCUCCGACAGUCGCGGCUAAGCCUGUACCCAGGGGACACAGUCAAAGCUUCCAUGCUUGACAUCUCUAGAGAUCCGCUAAGGGAAAUGGCCCUGGAGACAGCCAUGACCCAGAGAAAGCUAAGGAAUUUCUUUGGCCCCGAGUUUGUGAAGAUGACAAUCGAGCCAUUUGUAUCUUUGGACUUGCCACGAUCUAUCCUUUUGCAGACCAAGAAGGGGAAGAAUGAGGACCAGCGAAGGAAAGUGAACAUACAGCUUCUGAGCGGGCAGAGACUUGAGCUCACCUGUGACACCAAGACCAUCUGCAAAGAUGUCUUUGACAUGGUCGUGGCCCACAUCGGCUUGGUGGAGCAUCAUUUGUUUGCUCUUGCCACCCUUAAAGAGAAUGAAUAUUUCUUUGUUGAUCAUGACUUAAAAUUAACCAAAGUGGCCCCGGAGGGAUGGAAGGAAGAGCCGAAGAGAAAGGGCAAAGCCGCCGUUGACUUUACAUUGUUUUUCCGAAUUAAAUUUUUCAUGGAUGAUGUUAGUCUGAUACAACACAACCUAACCUGCCAUCAGUAUUACCUUCAGCUGAGAAAAGACCUUCUGGAGGAGAGGGUGCACUGUGAUGAUGAGGCAGCCCUGCUCCUCGCGUCCUUGGCUCUCCAGGCAGAGUAUGGAGACUAUCAACCAGAGGUUCAUGGUGUGUCCUACUUUCGCCUGGAGCAUUAUCUGCCUGCCAGGGUGAUGGAGAAGCUUGAUGUAUCCUACAUUAAAGAAGAGUUACCCAAACUGCAUAACACCUAUGCAGGAGCUUCUGAGAAGGAGACAGAGCUAGAGUUCUUAAAGGUCUGCCAAAGACUGCCAGAGUAUGGAGUUCAUUUUCACCGGGUGCACCCUGAAAAGAAGUCACAGACAGGAAUCCUUCUGGGGGUGUAUUCCAAAGGCGUGCUUGUGUUUGAGGUUCACAAUGGAGUCCGUGCCUUGGUCCUUCGCUUCCCGUGGAGGGAAACAAAAAAGAUUUCCUUUUCAAAGAAGAAAAUCACGUUACAGAACACAUCAGACGGAAUCAAGCAUGCGUUCCAGACAGAUAGCAGCAAGGCAUGCCAGUACCUGCUACAACUGUGCUCCUCCCAGCAUAAGUUCCAGCUGCAGAUGAGGGCGCGACAGAGCAACCAGGAUGCCCAAGACAUAGAGAGAGCUUCGUUUAGGAGCCUGAACCUGCAAGCAGAGUCUGUUAGAGGAUUUAAUAUGGGCCGCACAAUCAGCACGGGCAGUCUGGCCAGCAGCACCUUCAACAAACUCGCCGUCCGACCCCUGUCGGUUCAAGCUGAGAUUCUGAAGAGGCUGUCCUGCUCAGAGUGGUCGCUUUACCAGCCACUGCAAAACAGUUCAAAAGAGAAGAAUGACAAAGCUUCCUGGGAGGAAAAGCCUAGAGGGAUGAGCAAAUCGUAUCAUGAUCUCAGUCAGGCCUCUCUCUGUCCUCACCGGAAACAGGUCAUUAACAUGGAGUCCGUCCCACAAGCCUUUGCGGAGCUGGUGGGAAAACCAUUGUACCCGAUGGCAAGAUCUGACACAGAGUCACUGGCAGGACUCCCAAAGCUUAAUAAUUCAAAGUCUGUUGCCAGUUUAAAUAGAAGCCCCGAAAGGAGGAGCCAUGAAUCAGACUCAUCCAUUGAAGACCCUGGCCAAGCAUAUGUUGUAGGAAUGAGUUUGCCUAGUUCUGGAAAAUCUUCAUCCCAAGUCCCCUUUAAAGACAAUGAUACACUACGCAAAAGAUGGAGCAUUGUUUCUUCACCAGAAAGGGAGAUCACACUGGUGAACCUGAGGAAAGAUGCAAAGCAUGGCUUAGGAUUUCAAAUUAUUGGUGGGGAAAAAAUGGGAAGACUGGAUCUAGGAGUGUUUAUCAGUGCAGUUACACCUGGAGGACCUGCUGACAUGAAUGGCUGCUUAAAGCCUGGAGACCGUUUGAUAUCUGUGAACAGUGUGAGUCUGGAAGGGGUCAGUCACCAUGCUGCAGUGGACAUUCUGCAGAACGCACCUGAAGAUGUGACACUUGUCAUCUCCCAGCCAAAAGAAAAGCCAUCCAAAGUGCCUUCUACUCCUGUUCAUUUUGCCAAUGGGAUGAAAAGCUACUCGAAGAAACCAUCCUACAUGCAAGAUAGUGCUACAGACCCGUCGGAGGACCAGCCCUGGCAACAGGGCACUCUGAGGCACAUCCCAGAGAAUCCCUUUGGGCUCUCUGGGGGCCUGAGGGAAGGGAGCCUCAGUUCCCAAGAUUCCAGGACUGAAAGUGCCAGCUUGUCCCAGAGCCAAGUCAAUGGCUUCUUUGCCAGCCACUUAGGCGACCGAGGCUGUCAGGAACCACAACAUGGCAGCCCAUCACCAUCUGUGACAUCCAAGGUCACCAAGAAGACCUUCUCCAACAGUAACCGAAGCAAGGCCAAGCGGCCAGCCAUCUCUGAUGUGAUUGAGCACCCUGACUGUGCUGAUUCCGACAUAGACGAUUCCACUUACACCAGCAGUCAAGGCCAUCAAACGCCAAAACAGGAACCCUCCUCCUCACUGAAUACAUCCAACAACAUGAGCUUAACAACCUUUUCUGCAUCACCUCCUAAGCCUGGAGACAUGUUUGAGGUUGAGCUGGCUAAAACUGAUGGCAGCUUGGGGAUAAGUGUCACGGGAGGUGUGAAUACCAGCGUCCGACAUGGUGGUAUUUAUGUAAAAGCCAUUAUUCCCAAAGGAGCAGCAGAAUCGGAUGGCAGAAUUCACAAAGGUGAUCGUGUGCUUGCUGUUAAUGGAGUCAGUCUGGAAGGAGCCACCCACAAGCAAGCUGUGGAAACAUUAAGGAACACAGGGCAGGUGGUCCAUCUACUGUUAGAAAAGGGGCAGGUGCCAACGUCUAGAGAAUGUGAUCCUGCAAACCCACAGUGCCCCCCUCCAGACCAGGAUUCCCAAAGCCAAGCCCCAGAAAAGAUGGUGAAGCAAACAGCUCAUAUCAAAGACUACAGCUUUGUUACUGAAGGAAUCUAUUAUGCUGGUCUUCUUAGAAAUGUGCCUGUGUAUAUAGACACAAUAGUAAUUGUCAGUAAGCCAACAGAUGAAGGCAGAUGUCAUGAAGUAGAGCUUCUCAUUACCCUGGUUAAAUCGGAAAAAGGAAGUCUGGGUUUUACAGUAACCAAAGGCAGUCAGAGUAUUGGUUGUUAUGUCCAUGACGUCAUACAGGAUCCGGCCAAAGGUGAUGGAAGACUAAAGCCUGGAGACCGGCUUAUAAAGGUUAAUGACACAGAUGUUACAAACAUGACCCACACCGACGCCGUGAAUCUGCUAAGAGCCGCACCCAAAGCAGUCAGAUUAGUUCUUGGGCGGAUUCUAGAGUUACCCAGGAUGCCAGUGUUUCCCCAUUUGCUGCCUGACAUUACAGUCACAUGCCACGGAGAGGAGUUAGGAUUUUCCCUCUCUGGAGGUCACGGCAGUCCACAUGGAGUGGUGUAUAUUAGUGAUAUCAACCCAAGGUCAGCUGCAGCUGUUGACGGUAGUCUCCAGCUGUUAGACAUCAUCCAUUAUGUGAACGGAGUCAGCACACAAGGAAUGACCUUAGAAGAAGCAAACAGGACAUUGGACCUGUCGCUUCCCUCAGUGGUGCUGAAAGUAACAAGAGAUGGUUGCCCAGUGGUGCCUAGUUCAACCAGAUCUGCCAUUUCUGUACCCAGGUUCACCAAAACCAACGGUCUUAUCAGCAUGGAGCCUUGUGGACAGCCUGCACUGACACCGAAGAACUCCUUCUCCAAGGUUAAUGGGGAAGGAGUAAGUGAAGCUGUGUACUCUGGAGGAAAAGGCUUGUCUUCUCAGAUGAAGGAAUCAAGAGACCUGACUGGAACCAAAGAAUCUCACUACCGGGAUGAUGACAUCUAUGAAGAUCCUCAAGAAGCUGAAGUUAUCCAGUCCUUGCUGGAUGUUGUGGACGAGGAAGCACAGAACCUCUUAAACCAGAGGCAUGCCAACAGAAGAGCCUGUUCUUCAGAUCCACUGAGGACAAAUGGGGAGGCACCAAAAGGAAAAGAAGAUACCAACUGUGAUGGGUCUCGGUUACCUGAGGACAUCCCUGAGUCAGUGAGUGGUGGUGAAGGAAAAGUAAACCUUUCAAGCUUAACUCAGGCAUCACAAGAAGAGAAGCCCAUCGAAGAGCAAGUCUCUCAGGGAAGCAGAGCUUCUGCAGCAGAGACAACAGACCGUGAGGAAUCCAGCAAAGAUCACCUCUUUUUGACGAAUGAGGAGCUGGCAGCCCUGCCGGUAGUCAGAGUCCCUCCCUCUGGCAAGUACACGGGCACACAAUUACAGGCCACCAUCCACACGCUUCAAGGCUUGCUUGACCAAGGGAUCCCCUCUAAGGAGCUGGAGAACCUUCAAGAAUUAAAACCUUUGGAUCAGUGUCUGGUUGGACAGACUAAGGAAAACCGCAGGAAGAACAGAUACAAAAAUAUCCUUCCCUAUGACACCACAAGAGUACCUCUUGGAGAUGAAGGCGGAUACAUCAAUGCCAGUUUCAUCAGGAUCCCAGUGGGGACACAGGAAUUCGUGUACAUUGCCUGCCAGGGGCCUCUGCCCACCACCGUGGGGGAUUUCUGGCAGAUGGUUUGGGAGCAGAACUCUACAGUCAUAGCAAUGAUGACGCAGGAGGUGGAAGGAGAAAAGAUCAAAUGCCAGCGGUACUGGCCGAGCAUCCUUGGAACAACAACCAUGGCCAACGAGAGGCUGCGCCUGGCCCUCCUGAGAAUGCAGCAGCUGAAGGGCUUCGUAGUGCGAGUGAUGGCCCUGGAAGACAUUCAGACAGGGGAGGUGCGACAUAUUUCUCAUCUGAAUUUCACUGCCUGGCCAGACCAUGAUACACCAACGCAGCCAGAUGAGCUGCUCACCUUUAUCUCCUACAUGAGACACAUCCGUAGGUCUGGCCCGGUCAUCACACACUGCAGUGCUGGCAUUGGGCGUUCAGGAACCCUCAUUUGCAUAGACGUGGUCCUAGGGCUAAUCAGCCAAGAUCUUGAGUUUGACAUCUCUGACCUGGUGCGCUGCCUGAGGCUCCAGCGGCACGGCAUGGUGCAGACUGAGAGUCAGUAUGUCUUCUGCUAUCAAGUCAUCCUCUAUGUCCUAAUGCAUCUUCAGGCUGAAGAACAGAAGGCACAGCCAGGGCUCCCUCAGUGACUCAGAGCAACCUCCACAGACUCACAUCUCUCUGUGCCUCCAGCCGAUUCCUGCUCUCCACUCAAAUGAGAGCAGCAAGGCCAAGCAGCACCGAAAAUGUUGAGUCCCUCGUGCUUGAAGGACAGGCGUUCCCGUCAGAUCCAAACAUCAAGAUGCUGUGUUUUUACAACCACUUUAACCUUUAAUGGUUCUCAAGAUUCCUUUAUCACUAACUGAACAAGCAGGCCUUAGGGCUGGAGAUAGCAUUUGAUCAUAGUGGACAUUGUUACAAAGACACACCGAGUCUGUUUUUAAUGUACCAAAUCCUGUUUAUAGCAAAAAUUUUUCCAGUAUUUUAAUAAAGUAGAUUUAUUUUAUAGGGGAUACUUGAAGCCAGUAUUUAAGCUUUUAAUGACAGUAAUAUUGGCAUAGAAGAGAAACUAGCAAUGUUUACUGUAUCCGUUUCUAAUGUUUACUAUAUAUAAUUUCCUGUAAUAUAUUUAUAUACUUUUCAUGAACAUCAAGUUAUCAGAUACUGUUUGUACCUCUGUCAUCUCACUUUGUAAAUAAAACUACACCUUAAAAAAAUA